GCCACAGCGGUUAUGUAGACACUUCCAAUUUUCAGAGUGGUGUAAAAAUGUUUGUUUGAAUUUGAAUUGAUUAUUGAACACUUGAACAGAAUAUCAUCAAUGGACAAUGACACAAUAGUAAUGCCGACCUGAAUAACUAGCUAACAGCUACAAAAAAGCAAAAACUUUAGAUCUCUGUAGAAUGGAAGACGAACUAGAUGAUAGAGUUAUUUAUCAAACCUAUGUAUCUCACAUGAAAAUAAUGUCGAAAAUUGCAUGGACUUUCCCCUUGAAGCUGUCUCAUGUAACAUUCUCAGCCCAGACUUGGAGAAUACUGAAACUUUAUGUGUUGAAACCAGAAUUAAUAGUAUUUGGGACACUAGUAAUUCUAAUUUUGGUAUACAUGCAAGCAGUUGAUGUAUGGAGCCGUAAUUUAUUAGGUAGAUUGCAGCACACUAUCAACAUCAGAACCAGGACUAAGGUAGACAAACUCAGUUUCUUCAGUAAUGCUAAUUUAGAGAAGUCCAGCUGGCAGUUGAAAGUUGGAGCAGUGGCAGCAUAUGCUGUGCAAGGAAGAAGAGGGAAAAUGGAAGAUAGAUUUGUUAUCAAUGAUAAUAUAAACAACACUGGAGUUGCAUUAUUUGCAGUAUUUGAUGGACAUGGUGGAGAUUUUGCAGCAAAUUUUGCUAAAGAAAAACUAGCCCAGAAUCUGUUUGACAAAGUUAUAGAAAUAAAAGACUUAGCAUCUGGCAAAACUACCCCACAUGUAAAAACAUUACAAGUGGCUAGUGAAAUAGAAAAGAAAGACCCAGAGAAACCUGUUUCCCCAAGUCUUGUAGAACGAAGGAAGAGUUUCAGGAGAACUAGUUCUACUACAGAUGAAUGUGUUAAAGGAAUCAAAGAAAUAACAGAUGUAGAAUUACUGUCUAAAUUGGAUAACAUCAAACCUGUGAGUCGAGACUCAAGACCUUUGAAACUGACUCCUAGUAUGAAGAAAAUACCAGCCACUAGUUAUUUUGACCAUAAUGGUACUGUGAACUAUGGGAAACUUCUUACUGAUGAAAUUUUAGCUGCUGAUGAACGAUUGGUAGAAACUGCAAAAAAGAGUUUGGAUGUAGCAGGGACAACAGCUUUGAUAGCCAUGUUGGAUGAGCACAGACUUGUGGUAGCCAAUGUUGGUGAUUCAAGGGGUGUCAUGUGUGAUGGAAGAGGUAAUGCUAUUCCUCUAUCAUUUGACCACAAACCACAACAGAUGAGAGAACAAAAAAGAAUCAGAGAAGCAGGAGGAUUUGUGAGUUUCACUGGUGUUUGGAGGGUUGCUGGUAUCUUGGCAACCUCCAGAGCACUAGGAGAUUAUCCACUGAAAGAUAAAAAGUUUGUAAUUGCUGAUCCAGAUAUAUUGACUUUUGAUCUAAAAGAUCACAAACCUCUGUUCCUUAUUCUUGCAUCUGAUGGAUUGUGGGAUACAUUUUCAAAUGAAGAAGCUAUUAAUUUCAUUAAAGAAAGGCUUAAUGAACCAGACUAUGGUGCUAAAAGUCUAACUUUGCAAUCUUACUAUAAAGGUUCAUUAGAUAACAUCACAGUCAUCAUAAUAAAUUUCAAAAAUAAUGCUUAUAGUUCUUAUAGUAGUAGUGCAAAAGAGAAUGCCUCUUUAUAAUAGUGAUAAUUUGAAUGAACAAAUAUUCAUGAUAUUUUCAAUGUUCUCAACUGAUUUCAAACAGAAUUUUACAAAUACAGACAAAACCCACAAAACAUGUUUUAUCACCAUUAGUUUGGGCACUGCCUACUCUGUGUUGCUGAACUUGCUAAAGUUGAUUUUGUUCCCAUAGUUGUAUCUGUUCAUGGUACAAUGUAAACAGAGAAAGUCAGAGAAAAAAAUCAUGUAUCUCAGAUGUAUCUAUUCAUGUUCAGUUCCAUUGUGUUUUCCUCAAUCUCAACUACUUUUCAUUGUUUUGGAUAAGUAGCUGAAUAUGCUUUU
Phaedon cochleariae (mustard beetle) is the source of this 1957-nucleotide messenger RNA. The record is from the annotation of a GenBank genome assembly. Lineage: Eukaryota; Metazoa; Arthropoda; Insecta; Coleoptera; Chrysomelidae.